This is a messenger RNA of Botrytis deweyae, 459 nucleotides long. RefSeq lists its product as uncharacterized. The transcript has 3 exons. The record is from RefSeq and is a predicted model, not a curated record. Lineage: Eukaryota; Fungi; Ascomycota; Leotiomycetes; Helotiales; Sclerotiniaceae. The coding region runs from base 1 to 459 and encodes 152 amino acids.
AUGAAUGCUGAGAUGCAACAUCCUGGAUCGCAAGAGUCUAGAAAUGGUGGUAUGAUAGGUCUCGAUUGGUGUGAAGUAAUCCAUCUACAAAGAACUUCCCUGACAAAGAAACUGAAGAACAAUCCUCGAACAUCCACACCUCUAUCAUCACAACAAACCAGAACAAACCAUUCCCUAUCCCAAUAUAACCCCUUCUAUCUCCCAUCUAAAACUGCCUCCCCAUCUCCAAAAUUCUCCCCAAAAACCACAUACCAUGAAAUCCCAACAUCAGGACCAGGUACCAGUUCUCCGGCCCGUCUUUUGGAGUAUCAAACUGAACUUUCACUCCUCCACCCAAAUGGCGGAAUGAAAUCACCCAACACAUUUCUUCUUCACCCAAGAAAUGUAUUGGAGGUAGAUAAACGAGAUCGAGAGAAGGGAUGUAGUGGAGAAAUCGCAGCGAGGUUGUUGGGAAACUGA